UCGGUGGUACAUAUGAUCACUGCUGCGACUCCUUCAACAUCCAGCAGUGCCUGAUAGUGCUAAACGAGUGUAACAGAAGGGACCAGUGCAUGUUUUCUUUCCUUCUUUCCUUGUUCGAUAUGUUGAAAGCAAGUAGAUCCAUGUAAUACCUGGCGGAACACGGGACACAAUGUUUUAAACUUGGCCGCGGUACUGCCAGCGAGAUGUAUUCCCGUGUGUGCUUCAGGGCUUUCCUCGUCGCUCAUCUUCUACAGGCGCUGGUUCAAGGUCAAGACGUGAACGAUGCGGCAGUAGGAGCGGCAGGAGCUGGUGGGGACGGGUGCCAAGAUCUGAGCCCGUUCUGCCCAAGAUGGAGUGAAGCGGGCGAGUGUGACAGCAACCCAGCAUAUAUGUUAGUCAACUGUCCCGUCACCUGCGACUCCUGCCUUCCUCAGAGGGAUGAGGAGUGCACGGAUCGCGGCAACGUGGAUUCGUGCCAACUAUCCGCCGUGCUAGGCCUGUGCGAGAUUAACUUUUCAUAUAACCUCCGCUUCUGCGCUGGGUCCUGCAGUCGCUUCAUCGAGAGGUGCCGCGACGUAGGAACAAGAGACCCGGCGAGCUGCACUGAGCCACGCACGAUCGUUAACCCAUCCUAUGAAUGCGGAGUGGCUCCUCAGCUGUCUCGGAGCAACAACAUCGCUAACAGCAUCACAAGCAGCAGCACAUCCCCGCAGACUCAAGAAGCUCAGAAGCGCAGGUCCAGGAGGUCCUCGCGGAGACUCACCAUCAUCCUCCCGCGGGACAAACAGGCGCCUUGGAUUGAAAAAGAAUCUAGCGUCAAUAACAAGAGAGCUCCGAGACAGAGCGACGGUGAUGGGACGACCACCGAUGAUAGUUGUGAUUGUGAAUCAUACUGUGAAUGUUUUUGUGCUUCAAUCACGCUUCCGACAACACAAUCACCAACAACGACGGAACCUGAGACCACUAUUCAACCUGAAAUACCUACUGAACCUGGUAACCCUACUGAACCUGGUAACCCUACUGAUCCCAUGGCCCGGUUUGAAUAUCGUCCGAAACCAUCGAAGCAAAAGUCUAACGCCUUUCCGUUUAGAAGAAACGGAAAAAGAAGAAAGAGGAGAAUAUAUGAUAGCUUGGACAACUCCACGUGCGUUAACGAAUUCGACUGCGAAGAGCUAUGCGAGUGUCGGUGUACCACAGAGCCCCCUUCCACCACCACCAGUCCUCCUGAAAUUUUUCCUGUCAUCAUACCAGAAAUAGUCAACGUCACAAUACCUGAGGUUCCAGAGGUGGGGCCGCCCAUCCUCGCAGUGCUUCUACUCACUGCUGUCUACACCGCAGUAUCGGUAGGAGUUGGAGUUGGAGUUGGAGUCGGAGUACCAGCUGCACAACCACCUCCCCCACCACCGCCACAGUCACCACCGCCACCGCCACCGCCACCUCCACCUCCACCUCCACCUCCACCUCCACCUCCACCUCCACCUCCUCCUCCCCCUCCCCCUUCUCCCAGCUUGUCCCAGAGGGCUGCAAGGGCUCUUGUGCCGAACUGCAGGUCAGACGGUUAUGCCAGUUUAGUGCAGCGUCUUUUGACCACCGUGCGAGUGAACAGCGGCCGCCCACUGGACACAGAGGUGUUCAAUCUGGUGGAGGCGAUCAUCUUUUGUCAGCACGGGACUGGCAUCCAGCCCCCGCCCCUAGCGGCACCGAUCUAUAUGCCCGGAGGACCUGCAGAGCUGUCCCUGCCUCCCACCUGGCCCGGCGUGAGCCACCCGGCGCUGUUCGUCCACUCAAACAACACGGAGGACAUCAUGAAGGGCCUGAUCGAAACUGUAACCGCUGCUCCACCCGUGACGCCACCUGAUUCUGAUGUCCCUACCACUCCGUCCGAGACGCCCCCUACCACUCUCCCCGACAACCCCCCCGAAGGUGAUACUCCUGCUGCUCCAACUGAGGCGCCCCCUGAUGGUGAUACCCCCGCCACUCUACCUGGAGCGACCCGUGAUGAAACGGAUGUAACAGAUCCAACUUCAGAUCGGGACAACGCUGUGAACGUGGCCGCCAUAGGUAUAGGUGUGGAAACUGGUGAUGGACCGGUGCCAGUGGUGGAUGGUGACGACCGUGACAAAUUUUUCUGUGGAGGGUCCAUCAUCACACCGCAGCACAUCCUGACAGCUGCUCAUUGCGUCGUGAACAAAAGGCCUGAGGUGAUCAGACUGGGCGAGGAAGACUUCACCCGCGCCACAGAGAGCCUAGCCUAUGAUUACCCAGUGGGUCGUGUCAUCCUUCACCCAGACUACAACAUCAUUAGCAAGUACAACGAUAUAGCCCUGAUUGAAUUGAAGGACGAUGUGAGAGCGACGUCAUUGCUGAGACCUUACUGCGUGCCGCCCUCAGUAGUGGACCUGACUGGUCAAACCUGCAAGGUCGCUGGUUGGGGCACUCGUCCCAAUCAACAAGCUUCGUCGCUACUCAUCAACUUGGAGGUCACGGUGAGAAGCCUAGAGGAAUGUAACAAUCUCUACUCUGCCGCUGGAGAAAUAUUCACGAUCUCUUACCCACAAGGCUUGGACGACACCAUCCUCUGCGCCAACGGAGAAAAUGGGAACGACGUGUGUCGGGGAGACUCGGGUGGACCUCUGACAAGGACAGCAGCAGAUAGAAGAGAUCAGCAAGUGGGUGUGGUGAGCGCCGGCUACGGCUGUGGAGACCCACUCUUCCCUGGCCUCUACACUCGCACUGAUGCCUUCACAAGCUGGAUGGAUAACGCCAUCAAUGGUCCUUGCACUCCAGACAAAUUUGAAGCUUCAUAAAGAGAUGUAGCGGAGGAUGUAGCGACAAACACAGGUAGAAACCAGUAUUUCAACAAGGAGAAGGAUUUCACAACAUCAGGAACGUCUUUGCUUAAAUGCAACGCAGUUUCUAAACCUUCCAUGUAUGUCUUGCAGAUGUGAGACGACUGAUGGUGCGAUGAAGAGGUUGGCUAGAUUAGAGUUGUGUACCAAAGGAAGCAGAUGUCCUUGACUGUCGAGAGUCUAGACAAUACCAUCACGAGCAAUACUGUCAAGCUGUGUGACAUCGUGGUGCGCGAGCGUCUUUAAUAGUGAUUUACAGAAUGCUGGGAGCAAAUACGUGGGCAGACAAGUCAGGCCUUGGCUCAUCAAGUAUUUAAUUAAAUCUAGUGAUUUUAAGAAAAAAAUAUUUGCAACUUUCGUCAGUUAUUUCAAUUACUAAUGCAAGAUUACAAGACGCCGGAUAUUUUUAUGCUGGUAUACAGGUGAGGCAUGAGUCAUCCCAGUUAAAACUAUUAUAUAUACUGUCAAUGACCUUAUCAAACUACUGAAAAGAAAACAGCGAGCAGGACACUUUCUGAUCUUGUCUGCACUCUGAGGAGAUGAGAGACAACACUCCCUCCUCAGCCACCGGCCAGUCAAAACAAUAAUGCUGAACGAAAACCUCACAUGUGUGUGUAAGAUGGCAGUGAUAAUCAUGCAUCGUGGUGGUGAGUGAGGUAAGGGCGUCGCGGUGCCGCCAGAACACACUUCAUCAACAAAAGUUCUAUCUUAAAUUCCUACACAUGCACAAGAAGAUGCGUGACAAAUUAAAGUUCAUAUGUUUUGUUCUGCUAAUCAGAACAACUAGAUAUGCCAUUUAACGAAACAUUUUUGCGACAGCUUUAAUGUUACUCAAACUUUAAGAAUGAGAGUCACGCCUUAACUUAUCAGAGCAUUGUGUUUUAAUACAGCCUUAGUUAAUAAUCAGGGUAAAACAAAAAUCAGAAUCAGCAAUCAGGAAAAUUGGUUGUUGUAGAACCUAACCUGCUAAUUAAUAUAAAGGCACAUUUUAUACAUCCGAAUUUUCCCCUUGAAAGAUAUUCGUAGAGUGGAGUCCUUCCACACAGGAGCCUUUUCUGAUAUGCUUCUGAGCCGUACCACGACAACCUUCGUGUAAGGUUCUACUUGAAGUUGCACAGGAUUUCAUGGAUAUUUUCACGAUUCUAGACAGAUUAUCAAGAUUUCAAUAAUUUUUAAUAGGAAAAAAUUUUGAAAAGUUGUUAUCUUUGUGCUCUUUGACAGUCGUGAUGAGCGCUUCAGAAUACUGCCUCUGAGAACAAAAUAAGGAAAGCUGCGAGAUGUUAUGAGGCUAGCACUGUCAGUCCCCGCAUGAAACACACCUACUUUCAUCUUCCAUUCUCAUCUAUAAAUCCAUCUAAUCUCUUAAAACUUUCUAAUGAUUCAGCACUGACAGACUGAUCACUGAGUAUAUUCUAUUCAUCUACCAUUAUUUCUAGAUGUUCAAGUGUCAUCGAUGAUCUGCUUUGCCUCAACUGGAAGCAUAAUAAACAGACUUUUCAAUUCUUACCUGAACGUGCGUGUAUAUACAAGACAAAGAAGAACUGUUAUGAAAGCUGGAGAAUCUAAAUUAACCGGCUCCAUGUUACUAGCCAUGAGCUGCUCUUGGAAACGGGCAGACAGAAGAGGUGAAACACAGAAAGGAUUGCUACAGCGCACCGUAAUACAGAGAAAACUAUUGUGGUGGAUUUGUCACUUUUCGUCUCGAUCUAUGUAAUUAAGAGCAUUUAGUCUGUCUAGCUGACGAAUCAGGCACAAAAUUAAUCCAUUUAACACUGAAUGAUGCAGAAGGUGUACAUAAGAAAAUCCAAAGUCUGCAGUAAAGAGCUACAAAGAGAGAGAGAGAGAGAGAGAGAGAGAGAGAGAGAGAGAGAGAGAGAGAGAGAGAGAGAGAGAGAGAGAGAGAGAGAGAGAGAGAGAGAGAGAGAGAGAGAGAGAGUAUUCUUACAAGUGGCACAGUUAAUGAAGGUUCUCUAGGUUUUUGUGUCUGGCAGCAGUAAUACGAUCGGCGGUAAAAAUUCAAAUAUACGUUCCCCUCAGCUCAUGCCCGCAGCAAUUUCAAAAGGACGUAUGAAAUGAGUAAAGAAAAAAAGGAAGAUCACCAAUACCACCACUGCAACCACCAACACAACAUAACAACAACAGCUACUAUCACUACUAUUACUACUACUACUACCACUACUACUACUACUACUCAUCACCACCACCAGCAUUACCACUACUAUUACUACUGCUACUACUACCACCGCCAGAAUCAACACUGUUCUACGUAAUAUUGCAUUAAUGAAUACUUUACAUCAUCAGCACGUCAAGUUUGUUCGUUCACAGUUUCUCUCUCUUCAUAUUCGUGUGUUGUUUCUUUCUCGAGUCUGUUACGUGAUAUUUUUGUUGUUACUAUUAAAUGUGUAUGGCUUGAAGCUUACUGGAGUGAAAUAUGAAGCAUGAAUGUUUCUACCAGUAGUGUCUUGUGCUUUGUUAAUGCUAGUGAUUAAUGCUAAUAUGUUCUUAAUUCGGUCACAGCCGUUAAGUAAUAUCAUUCUGAUCUCUAGUACAGUAGUGCGUUUGGGAGAAUACUAUUUUAAAAGAAAGUACAAUUGCGCUUCAUAAAGUUACCAAUAAUAAGAAAGGAUCCUAAAAAUAUAACUAUGCAUCUGUGACGUCAGUAUACGUAAUGCUGUGUGUACAAAGUUAAGCUAAUGUUUAUCUAAGAGUAUAUUUAUAUUUUCAAGUAUAAUGUAUUUAAGUAUGCAUGUCUAAUUAUGUAAGCAUACAUUUAUGUAUAAAUGUAUUUAUGUAUGUAUGUAUGUAUGAAUGUAUAUGUAUGUAUGUAUGUAUGUUUGUUUGUUUGUUUGUUUGUAUGUAUGUAUGUAUGUAUGUAUGUAUGUAUGUAUGUAUGUAUGUAUGUAUGUAUGUAUGUAUGUAUGUAUGUAUGUAUGUAUGUAUGUAUGCAUGUAUGUAUGUACAUAGCAAAAUUAUAAAGAAUGAAUCAACAAGCACUUAAUAAAACUAUAAGAUAAGACAA
Molecule: messenger RNA, 5868 nt
Organism: Portunus trituberculatus (swimming crab)
Lineage: Eukaryota; Metazoa; Arthropoda; Malacostraca; Decapoda; Portunidae
Exons: 11
Coding region: 204-2807 (867 amino acids)
Biological process (GO): proteolysis
Molecular function (GO): serine-type endopeptidase activity
Source: RefSeq, a predicted model, not a curated record